AUGCUAAGCCUCCGACGUCAAAUGCAGUAUGUAGCGACUAGAAAAAGAUAUUUUUAUACCAGUAAUAUGAAAUGUGGUUACAUCGUUCUCGUUCCGGAAAUAGGUGAAGAAGGUCUAACGGGCGAUAUUACCAUCGAACCGGGCGGCUUGCCAGAUUUCAACGACAUCACCAUUGAAAACUGUUUAGGGGCCAUUGGCCGUCAAGCAGGAGUAGUUGAAAAGAGUGUUAAACAAAUAGAAAGCAAAAUAUUAGCACUACCGACAAACAAAUCAAUAGACACGGUUGAGCUGUUUCGUAAAUUAGAUGAAGCAACUGGUCCUUUAGAUACCACCUGGGGUACAGCCAAAGCCUUGUAUUUAGGAAAUAGCACGCUUAUACCAACUAAAACAUAUAUGAAUAUACACGAUCGUGCUCGAAAGGCCAGAGCUUCCAAAUUUUGCAGCAAAUCAAUAUAUGAUGCUUUACAAAAAGAAAAAAAAGCGAUUGUUGGCACCUUUGAGGAGCGGCUGCUGCGGAAGUAUUUAUUAGAAGGCGGACUGAAUGGUUUGGGCUUAAAAGACGAUACUCGUGCAAGCUUGAAGGACGUUUUACUACGUCUAGGAAGGGAACGCGCAAAUUUUAAAAACAAAGUAAACAUAUCUAUGCACAGCUUUGCGCACUUAAUUAAAGAUUACCAAUUGGUUCGCGAUUUUCCGUCUACACUUUUGGAAGCGACUAUAAUUGAUAACAACAACACAAAUCAAGGUCCUUGGAAGUUUACAUUGCAGCCGCAAGUUGUUGAUGGCUUUUUAAAACAUUGCCCGGAUCGAAUACACCGUUGGAAUAUCUGGCAAGCUAAUGUACGCAAAGCCUCCACUCAUAUGGACAAGAGUUUAGAAAAUAGCACACACAUAGAAAAGAUAAGGUCAUUGCGAAAACGGCAGGCCAAUAUUUUAGGCUACCCAAAUUACGCUACCAUGUCCAUGCAGACGAAAAUGGCCAGCAGCAUAUCUAACUUGAAGCAAAUAUUUUCCAAAUUGCUACAAUUCGCAGGACCGACUCAAUCCGUAGAAAUCGAACAACUACAAAAUUUCGCCACAGCUAGUGGCUUUGAACACAGGUUAGACGUCUACGAUGUUAGUUAUUGGCAGCGCAAAUAUCUUCUAUCGAAGUAUAAACUUGACGAGGAGGCUCUUCGAAAAUAUUUCCCAUUGCCGAAAACACUCUCUGGGCUGUUUGCUUUUAGUGAAAGUUUGUUUGGCAUUAAAAUUGUGGAACGUACGGAUGCACAGGUUUGGCAACCUCUUGUAAAAUACUAUGAUGUUUACGACAACGAUCGGGGAUUAAAAUCAGUUGGUGGCUUUUAUAUUGAUUGUUACUCCAAAGAAAAUAAAUUUGGAAAAAAUAAUGGAUGGAUGGUCAGCAUCCGUAAUCGUAAUGACUCCGCUAAAUUGUCGCCACUUUGUGCCCUGAUAUUUAAUUUUACCCCGCCAUCAGGGAAUGGGCCUUGUUUGCUUAGUAUGGAUGACUUGCGAAUGGUUUUCAAAACUUUCGGUUCGGCAUUACAGCACAUCUUGACAGAAGCUCCAUUUACGGAUUUAGCUGGCCUGUCAAAUAUUGAAUGGGACGCAUCUCAAGUUGCAGGAUGCGUUCUAAGUAAUUUCCUCGAUAAUCCGUCUAUUUUGAAAACCAUUUCAGAUAGCCAAAAUUGCGGUUCCCUUCCAGAUGACUUAGCCCAGAAAACAAAACUAUUUAAAACCCAUUUAGCUGGUUACAAUUUGUGUGAAGAAUUAUAUAUUGCCGACUUGGAUGUAGAACUUCAUCAAUGUGAUAAUUUUUGGUUAGAUGUAGUUCGUAAACUGUGGCCCGUGUAUAAAUGUAUGCCUUUGGACAAAAAAGAUUCACAUCCUUGCUCAUUUACUGAAAUUUUCUCGGGUGAUUGGGGUGCAGCCCAAUUUAGUCAUUUAUAUUCUAAAGUAAUUGCGGCAGACAUUAUGGAGGCCUUUGAAGAUAAUAAUGAGGAUAUGAACUCAGUAGGUGAAAGAUUUAAGAAAACAUUUCUAUCGCUAGGGGGAGCCGUGCCUGCUGCUGAAGUAUUCCGGCGUUUUCGAGGUCGAGAUCCGUCUGUCGAAGCUUUGUUAAAAUCAUUGAACAUCUGGCGAGAUACGCGAACCCCUCACAGUUUAUAAUUUGAUUUUUAAAAUCACAAAAUGUGAAAUUGUUUGAAAUUUACUUUUUUUAAUAAAGAAAUUGUGACGCCGCGGAAAUCAACAAAACACCUUCGAAAUGUUGAAAAAUUGCGCAUUCUAUACCCGAUAUACGGCAACUUAAGCUAACGCUUUGAUUUUUUUAUGCUUUUUGUUGAUAAAUUAUAUUAUAUAAAUUAGAUAAUCUAUAAAUUCUAGCAUAUAUUUUACUAAAGCCUUUUGAUUUCACCUAUCCAUGAUUUAAAUACAACAAUAAUAGUACCCCAAAAUUAAUUAUAUACAUGGCUAAGAAUUAUGAACGAAAAAAUUUCACUUUGCUGUUCAAUUAUUAAUGAAAUAGUGUUAGAAGCAAUUCCUUCAUUUCCUUUACUAUAGAGGCAAAUAAUGCGACAAACGCACUGACACUCAAACACAAUUCGACAAAUAAAUAAGGUUCUCAGCUGUUAAAGCCAAUUCCAUCGACUGAUUAACAAUGUUGUGCAAAUGAGAGCGCAGCAUUUGUUCAUUUUCGGCAGGAAAUAAACUAACGCUACCGAAUAUCAACUUGAAAAGCGUUAGAUACAGAUUCGAUCUUUCCUCGUUAGUACCCAUUUCAUGCGUUUUACCCAGUAAAUAUUCCGCAAGUGUUGUAGCAAAUGGGGGAGAAUUUCACGGGAUUAGCUAAGAAAGAAUUGGCCACUAUUUGCAGUGACGGAUUCUUGUGUAUGCGUUCAACCGUGUAAACGAAGUGAAGUAUUAAUAGAAUAUAUAUCCAAAGCCUCCAUUGCCCAAUGAACUAAACCAAUAUAAAUACUGACUUCGUGCGAUUGAAAGAGUUUUUUUUUUGCUUGAGUUUAAUAACGUCAACCAACGGUGACUAA
Glossina fuscipes is the source of this 3047-nucleotide messenger RNA. RefSeq names its product probable cytosolic oligopeptidase A. Gene Ontology annotation, biological process: peptide metabolic process; proteolysis. Lineage: Eukaryota; Metazoa; Arthropoda; Insecta; Diptera; Glossinidae. Gene Ontology annotation, molecular function: metalloendopeptidase activity. The coding region runs from base 1 to 2169 and encodes 722 amino acids. The record is from RefSeq and is a predicted model, not a curated record. The transcript is spliced from 2 exons.